GAACCAAAGUGCGAGCGUCACAAACAUCACCGGGCAGAUUUCACCGGCGUACCCGGGAGCCUCCAAUGACAGGUAACGCUCGACAACAACAUCAAGUUGAUGCUGGCCUCUCUGUCCAUGAUGAUGUCACAUGGUUUCAAGAGCAGUAAGCAGGACUUCAACUUUGGACCAUGGAAAGUGACUGCUUCCAAAAACCACAUUAUGAAGUCCAAAGACAUUGAACGGUUAGCAGAAGACAUGAACAUGCCUUCUCUUCCAGAGAUGUUGUUUGGAGACAACAUACUGCGCAUCCAACACACGGACGGUUACGGGAUUGAAUUCAAUGCUGUUGAUGCUCUGAAGAGAGUCAGCAACAUGGAGGAUAGUGUCAAGGUGGCGUGUGCUCAGGAAUGGCAGGAGAGCAGAGCUGAUUCUGAACACUCCAAAGAUGUGAUCCGACCUUAUGACUGGACUUACACCACAGACUACAGAGGGACUCUGACAGGAGAAAGCAUGCAGAUAAAGGUGUCUGAGACAGCCGAGCGUAUUGACAUGGAGAAGCUUAAGGCUCGGGAACACAUCAUGUUCUUUGAUGAGGUGCUGCUGUUUGAAGAUGAGCUGCACGACCAUGGAGUCUCUAUGCUUAGCGUCAAAAUUCGAGUGAUGCCGACCAGCUUCUUCCUGUUGAUGCGUUUCUUCCUGCGAGUGGACGGAGUGCUGAUUAGAAUAAAUGAUACUCGACUAUAUCACGAGGCUGGGAAGGAUUACAUGCUGCGAGAGUUCACUACGAGGGAAAGCAAAAUCUCAGAGCUGAAGAAUGUUCCGGCUCCACUGUUCACUGAUCCCAAUGAGGUGGCCCAGUACUUAACCCUGAAGAUGACCGAGUGUGAGAAGCUGGAACUUCCUGUGCUGCAGACUCACACAGCUGAUAAUAAAGUCAUUGAGUGACAGUAUAGUGAAAGAUCCGGACUAACUGUUCUGCAUAGUGACAAACAGAAAUAUUAGUCUUAAACUGUUCCUUUAUCUCACACCAACACAAAGCCAUGACUGCUCUUACAAUUAUCUGUACAGGAACAACUUUUUUCAUACAGUUUGCCCUUAAAACUAAAAUCUGCUUCCUGUUUUGUUCAUAUUUGAUAUUUCUUAUUAUGAGACUUGCUUUGUAACAUAAAGCAUUGUAGAAUAACUGUUUCUAAUAUUAGUUCAUCAGUAAAAAAAAAAAUUAUGAUGAUUUUUCCAAAUUCAAAAUCAACAGUUUGUGUAAAUAUCCCUGCUGAAGGUGUUGAAGUGUAUUCGUCCUUUGUGUCUGAAGCACCUUCAGAUUCAAAUGUCUCCCAUAUGGCCACAUAAAUUUUGUUUCUGUAGUAACUAUGUUGCUUUGUGUGUGGUCGAUAGUUCUUUCCUGACAAAACAGUAUCAACAUUUUUAAAUCAUUCCCUCUAUCAGACAGCAUUCCGGUUGGACUCCAGCUGGGAGCGCUUUGAGCCUCACCAGGUGAACAAUGAGAACAUGUGAUGAUGGUGUUUUGUAAUAAUAGCAUAAUGGCAGUAAUAAUAUUGCACAAAAGAUGUUUAAAGUAGGAAUUGUUAUUACAUUAAAUAAUGUAAUUUAUAACAAA
Messenger RNA from Oreochromis aureus, 1597 nucleotides. RefSeq names its product TIP41, TOR signaling pathway regulator-like (S. cerevisiae) (gene tiprl). Gene Ontology annotation, cellular component: cytosol. NCBI's taxonomy places the organism in Eukaryota, Metazoa, Chordata, Actinopteri, Cichliformes, Cichlidae. Bases 100 to 927 code for a protein of 275 amino acids. The transcript is spliced from 8 exons. Gene Ontology annotation, biological process: TOR signaling. The record is from RefSeq and is a predicted model, not a curated record.